This is a messenger RNA of Anguilla rostrata (American eel), 4921 nucleotides long. Its product is annotated as inactive phospholipase C-like protein 2. The record is from RefSeq and is a predicted model, not a curated record. Gene Ontology annotation, molecular function: phosphatidylinositol-4,5-bisphosphate phospholipase C activity. Bases 293 to 3697 code for a protein of 1134 amino acids. The transcript is spliced from 9 exons. Gene Ontology annotation, biological process: lipid metabolic process; phosphatidylinositol-mediated signaling; release of sequestered calcium ion into cytosol. NCBI's taxonomy places the organism in Eukaryota, Metazoa, Chordata, Actinopteri, Anguilliformes, Anguillidae.
AGGAGCCGCGCGCAAACAGCGCUCUUGGAGUCAGUUCGAGGAAGUAGUGCGAUGCGCCUGAGUCACGUUGUGUGAAACAGAAACGGGCAUCACCCCUGGCUAUUGUGAACAAGAGAGGGCGCCGACCUUUGUACAGUAGCCCGUCGAUCGAGUCCGAAAGAUGUGCCCUUUCUCGCCCCAGGAGCUGAAAUAUCCAGCGUGCAGAGACAAAACUUCCAGCGCGUAGAGACGGGUGCGCUGGCAUAAGGACACCGACGGAUCCGUGAUAAGCGGACCCUUCGCGACGGCUCAUAUGGCGGAGCUCGGAGAGGAGAACGGCGGAGCGUCCUCGCCGAUUGCUGGAAAGAAGAAACCAGCCAUCCAGGGAGACGUGGCGGGGGGAAACGGAGUCUCGAACGGGGAGUGCGCGCUAGCGGAAAAGACCGGACCCGGGUCCACGACUCCCGACAGCGCAGGAGUGGACACUGCCAGCGCUGUCGGACAGGAUGCCACUUCGGGAUUACCUCGAAAAGCAAGCAUUAUCAAGGACGGGACGCGGCAGCGACGGGAGCGGAAGAAGACGGUGUCGUUCAGCAGCAUGCCGGCAGAGCGUCGGAUCAGCAGGGCGGGGGACUGCAUCGCCGCCCUGGUGGAGGGCAGCGAGCUGCGCAAGGUGCGCUCCAACGCCCGCGUCUACCACCGCUACUUCCUGCUGGACUCGGACCUGCGCUCGCUGCGCUGGGAGCCCUCCAAGAAGGAGACGGGCAAGGCCUGCAUCGCCGUGGCGACCAUCCGCGAGGUGCGCGCGGGCCGCAACACCGCCGCCUUCCGCGCGGCCGCCGUGCACGAGCAGGUGUCGGAGGACUGCGCCUUCUCGGUGAUCCACGGCGACGGGUUCGAGACGCUGGACCUGGUGGCGCCCUCGGCCGACGUGGCCAGCGUGUGGGUGACGGGGCUGCGCUACCUGCUGUCGUACGGGGCGCACGCGCUCGACAUGAUCGAGAGCCGCUGCAACGACGGCCUGCGCUCCGCCUGGCUGGCCCAGCUGUUCCGCUCCGCCGUCGCCGAGGGAGACGCUAGCGACCGCGGUGACCGCGGCGACGGCGGUGACCACGGCGACCGGGACGACGAGCGGCUCAGCGUCCCCGCGGCUGUGGAGCUCAUAAGGAGCGUGAGCCCGGGGGUGAAGGCCGCCAGGGCAGAGCUCAAAUUCAAGGAGUUCCACAAGGCCAGGGGCGGGGCGGGGGGCGGGGCCGGGGGCGGAGUCACCCGGGAGGAGUUCGCCGAGGCCUUCCACGACCUCUGCACCCGCCCCGAGAUCUACUUCCUGCUGGUGCAGUUCUCCAGCAACAAGGAGUUCCUGGACACCAAGGACCUGGCGCGCUUCCUGGAGGCGGAGCAGGGCGUGGCGCAGGUGCGUGAGGAGGACGGGCUGCGGGUGGUGCACAGGUACGAGCCGACCCCCGAGGCCCGGCGGAACGGCUGGCUGACGCUGGACGGCUUCACCGCGUACCUCACGUCCCCGGAGUGCCACAUCUACGACCCCGAGCAGAGCCGGGUGUGCCAGGACAUGAGCCAGCCGCUGUCCCACUACUACAUCAACUCCUCCCACAACACCUACCUGAUCGAGGACCAGCUCCGCGGGCCCGCCGACGUCUCGGGGUACGUCCGCGCGCUGAAGAUGGGGUGCCGGAGCGUGGAGCUGGACGUGUGGGACGGGCCCGACGAGGAGCCCGUGGUCUUCACCGGACACACACUCACCUCGCAGGUGGUGUUCCGCAGCGUCGUCGACGUCAUCAACAGGUACGCGUUUGUGGCCUCUGAGUACCCCCUGAUCGUCUGCAUGGAGAAUCACUGCUCUCUGCGGCAGCAGGCCGUCAUGGUCCAGCACCUGCAGAGGAUUCUGGGAGAUCGGCUGUACACGACCCCGCCCAACACCGACGCCGCCUACCUGCCAUCCCCCGAGGAGCUGAAGGGGCGUGUCCUCCUGAAGGCCCAAAAGCUGGGCGUGUCCUGCACGGGUCCGGAGGGGGAGGUGGCCGAGGAGGACGAGGGGGCGGAGCUGUCUCAGCGAGUGGGCAGGGCCAACGGCGAGGCCGCGCCCUCCCCGGGCCCCGCCCACCCCCGGCGGUUCCGCCUCUCCCGCCAGCUCUCGGACCUGGUGUCGCUCUGCCAGUCGGUGCCCUUCCAGAACUUCCCGGCGGCGCGGCGGAGCCAGCGGUUCUGGGAGUUCUGCUCGUUCGACGAGGCGCUGGCGGGGCGCUUCGCCGCCGAGAGGCCCGGCGACUUCGUGGACCUCAACAAGCGCUGCCUGACGCGCGUCCGCCCCAGCCCCGCCCGCGUGGACUCCAGCAACCCCAACCCCCAGGACUUCUGGAAGUGCGGCUGCCAGCUGGUGGCCAUGAACUUCCAGACGCCGGGGCUGAUGAUGGACCUGAACGUGGGCUGGUUCCGGCGGAACGGCGGCUGCGGCUACGUGCUGCGGCCCGCCAUCAUGCGCGAGGAGGUGUCCUUCUUCAGCGCCGAGACGCGGGACUGCGUGCCCGGCGUCUCCCCCCAGCUGCUCCACGUCAAGGUCAUCAGCGGCCUCAACUUCCCCAAGCCGCGCGGCUCGGGGGCCAAGGGCCACGUGGUGGACCCCUACGUGUACGUGGAGAUCCACGGGCUGCCGGCGGACUGCGCCGAGCGCCGCACGCGCACCGUGCGGCAGAACGGCGACAGCCCCGUGUUCGGCGAGAGCUUCGAGUUCCAGAUCCUGCUGCCCGAGCUGGCCAUGGUGCGCUUCGUGGUGCUGGACGACGACUUCAUCGGCGACGAGUUCAUCGGCCAGUACACCAUCCCCUUCGAGUGCCUGCAGCCGGGCUUCCGGCACGUCCCGCUGCUGUCGCUGGCGGGCGACGCCCUGCCGCACGCCUGGCUCUUCGUCCACGUGGCCAUCACCAACCGGCGGGGCGGGGGGAAGCCACACAAGCGCGGGCUGUCGGUGCGCAAGGGCGGGCGGGGCGGGCGCGAGUACGCCAGCAUGCGGGCGCUGCCCGUCAGGGCGCUGGACGACCUGUUCAAGACCGCCGCCCAGCCGCUGGGGGAGGCCACGGACCUGAGAGAGAACAUGCAGAACGCCAUAGUGCCAUUUAAGGAGCUGUGUGGUGUGCCGGCGGUGUCCAACCUGAUGCAGUGUGUGCUGAGCCUGGCGUCCCGGCUGAGGGGGGGCGACGGGACGCCCCUGCUGCUCUUCAACCUGUCCGGCCCGUACCCCACCCUGGAGCCGCAGGGGGCCCUGCCCGAGGUGCUGAGGAAGCUGGUCUCUGCCUAUGACACGAUCAUACAGAGCAGCCAGGCCCUGAUGGAGAGCACAGACGCCAUCUAUCACAGGAUACUGCAGGUGCAGAGAGCAGCGAUGGAGUCCCAUGAGUCUUUGCAGAGCCUGGUGGAGAAGGAGGGGCUGAAGGGACGUAAGGCCAGCCGGGCGGUGGAGAACUUCACCUGGAACAUCACCAUCCUGAAGGGCCAGGCGGACCUGCUGAAGCGAGCCAAGUGCGAGGUCCAGGAGAACCUGAAGCAGAUCCACUACGCUGCGCUCACCAGCAACCUGAGCACGGGCGGGGCCGGGGCAGGGGGCGGGGCCGGAGAGAGGAGCCCGUCCCGCCGCAGCCUGGACGCCGUCCCAGAGAGGACAGCGGGAGAGGGGGCGAGGAGGCCAAAGAGCGGGGAGCACUGAGGACCGCACUGAACACUCCGCACCCCCCCCCAAAAAAAACACAACUGUGGGGAACCUGCAGAGUUGACGGAAGCACCCGGGACCCACGGAGCAGACAGAGAGACGGACAGCGCAGUUACAAACAGACUGAAAGCACAGGGACGCGAUUGGUCGGCAGGAUCAAUCUCAAACGCGAUUGGCAGGUUGCAUCUGUUUUUUGGGGGAAGCACAGAAGCACAAACUACAGGCUAGAGAGGGAGCAACAACACACACAACAAACACAACCAAGACGGACAGCCUGAGCCACAAACUGAUGACUGCUGCAUGUGUGUGUGUGUGUGUGUGUGUGUGAGCGCGUGUGUGAGAGCAAGAACGUGUAUGUGUGUGUGUGUGUUUGCAGCCAAAGUGUGUGCAAUGUUCUUUGAUUCCAUUUGAAUGAUGUUCUGACUUCAGAGAUUAGUUUGAGGGGGGGGGUUCAGAUGAUUGUGGGUCACCCUGAACAGAGGUGUGCGUGACCCCUGACCCCUGACCUCUUUACAGACUGUGCGGUUUGGGGUCACAGGGCAGCUGCAGAGGCAUCUGGGACUUGAAGCAAAAUAAAACCCAAAUCAUUACGUUUAAGAGUUAGUGUGCAUGUGUGCCUCAAACGCAAAGUGGACUGUGUGUGUGUGUGUGUGUCUAUGGUUUAAAUUUCAGAACAGUUCCAGGAGUCUGUUUUCAGGUAAGAUCAAAGGUGACAGUAUUUGGCUCCACCCACAUCCCCAUCUCACCUGGCAUUUACCUGCCCAUCUCGAACCCUAACAGUGCUCCAGGUUCUCUGCCCCACAACACAACCACGCCACUGAGUGGUAUAUCCUAACAAAAAUAUAAACGUGGCAUUAACAUUGUACAUUCAUAUACACCCUCGCCGUGAUGGGGAAGUUUUGGGGGCAGAGCUAGCUCACAAUGAAAACUUAUGUUCUUCAAAGGUAAAACACUGAUAGUAUAAAGCCAGAGAGUCCUCAAUUCCAUUUAAUAGCCCCGCCCACUUUGAGGUCCGUGAAGCUCAGAGACUGGUUCAUAACCCCUGUAUGUUAAAGAGCAGGACACACAAGCGCCUUCGUCCCGUACAGUUAGUCACAUUGUUUUUAUUCUACAUCGGUAUUUUUUCCCCUACAUGCGUCGCUAUACAUGGUUACCAUGGUUACCAUACCACCGGAACCCACGGCAGAAAAGAAAACGGCCGGAAAAAAAAGGAAAGAAAAA